This is a messenger RNA of Drosophila elegans, 1393 nucleotides long. It is a transcript of the gene spag4, whose product is annotated as SUN domain-containing protein 5. The coding region runs from base 491 to 1288 and encodes 265 amino acids. Gene Ontology annotation, biological process: nuclear envelope organization. The record is from RefSeq and is a predicted model, not a curated record. Gene Ontology annotation, cellular component: nuclear envelope; meiotic nuclear membrane microtubule tethering complex. Gene Ontology annotation, molecular function: protein-membrane adaptor activity. Lineage: Eukaryota; Metazoa; Arthropoda; Insecta; Diptera; Drosophilidae. The transcript is spliced from 3 exons.
AUUAUAAAAUAUUGCUACUAUUUCAUUAAACUUGCAUUGUUUUUUUUUUAGACAAUAUUAUGUCGUGUUGCUUAAAAAUCGGUGAUAUUAAUGCUCAAGCUAAAGAUGAUUUUCUUAAUUGAAGAAAGGUAAAUGUUUUGAUGCCCCUUUACUUAAUACUUAUUAUUCGAAAAUAUAGUCCUUGUCUCUACAUUUUUGUUUCAUUAUCAGCCGAUUUCUCAAUAUCAUGUUAAGUUUUAACAUUGAGCUGAUUUGAUGUUUAGAUAACUAAUUUGUGUUUACUUUAACUUUACCUUAUAGAUUUCAAGCUAACCUAACAUUGAGAAAUCCGCCGCGAGAAGUGAUUUUGCUUGAUAAGCUUGAAAGCAUCAUAAAGCAAACACCGACUUCAACAUUGAAUAGGCGCAAGUGUCAAUUUUCCUAUAUAAGUACUCAAAAACAGGAUCUCCGGUAUAAUUUUUGUCAAAUCAAUUUUUGUACUGCCUUAAAAAUGGACAGCGGUCGUCAACGCACUUGCAAGCGAGUGUGCGUCACCUAUUUUCUUUCAUUUGUGCUGCUCUCAGCCUUUUUCUACUACCUAAUGGCGCACAACAGCAGGAACAACGCUGGACUAUCGCGGCUUCGUGAGGAUGUGGACGAUAUAUCGCACAUGCUUCGCCAGCAGCAGAUGGAGAGCAAAGACGCCCACAUCUCUGGUGGAGAGCCAAAGGGACUGGGAAUGGGAACGGGAUUCGGAUCGGGCAGGUGCGACAACCGGGAGGUGAACGCCUACGUUGACACCUUGUUCAAGCGCAAGAUCGGCCAUCUGAUGGACGACGUGUACAACCUGAAGAAGCAGAUGAAGAGCGCCGAGUGCUCCGCGCGUGGUGACCAGUCCAAAAGUGCAAAAAGUGAGUCCGUCUCGGUGGCGAAGGCUCGCAUUAACUACGCUAGCGAGGAACUGGGUGCCAGGAUCAUCAACGUGGAUGCCAGGCCCAUCGGGGGCAGCAAUGUGAUUAGGACGCUUCUUGGACUUGAUUUCUGCGCCAAUCCGCCGGUAAACAUGCUGCGCCCGAGCCUUUCUCCGGGAUCCUGCUUCGGGUUCAGUGGCAGUCGGGCCACAGUGACCCUGCACCUGGCCAAGUCCAUCGACGUGGAGGUCAUUGCCCUCACUCAUGUGGCUCGCGAAAUGACGCCCUCGCUUUGCGUGAAGAGUGCCCCCAAGGACUUCGAUGUCUCCUAUUUUUUGCCAGGGUCUGACGGCGGACAAGUCCAAGCGGGAGCUUUUGGGACAGUGGACCUUCGAUAAUGCGGCCAACCGGCGAACGCAGAGCUACAGUGUGCAUAACGAUCACUUCUUUAGGAGGCUGUCGUUCCAAUUCAAUUCGAACCACGGUGCGAAUUCAACCUGCAU